This is a messenger RNA of Sphaeroforma arctica JP610, 1915 nucleotides long. RefSeq lists its product as hypothetical. The transcript has 5 exons. The record is from RefSeq and is a predicted model, not a curated record. NCBI's taxonomy places the organism in Eukaryota, Ichthyosporea, Ichthyophonida. Bases 1 to 1569 code for a protein of 522 amino acids.
AUGGGUAUCUGGUUCUACAACGAGCACGAUCACAUCUCCAUCUCCGAGUGCUUGAUGAGCGCCUACAACGAAGACGACCCUGAGAACCCGUCAGUCAACCGAAACUGGGCAACCAAUCAGAACGCUCCAAAUACCGCCGGUCAGUCUGGUGCCACGGGUCAGAAUCUGUUGGAGAUGCUGAGCCAGUCCCAAACAGAAAGCACCAAUCAGCAACUAGAGAAACCCUCUAUGUUUCCACAGGACUGGCGCACGUACCAAUCACAUAGGGCCAUGACCUUGGACAACGCACAAAAGCACACCCAAUGUCCUCGUGUCAUGUCGCCCAAUGACAUCGUGUCACGUCAGGUGCAGAUGGCACAGAGAAGUGGUGACAUCGUUGCACAUGUAUGGAUCACAAGGUUAAAUACCAUACGUGUAGAUGUGCACACGGUUGCUAUGGUUACAGACCAUGUAUGGUCCCUGCAGCAGGGGGUCGGGGCCAGUUCAGCACAAGAACGAUCCUCCACGGGAGAGUCGACGUACACUUCGGUACAGCAACACCCCACACAGCCGCAACAGCCGCAACACCCCCCUCAUCACCAUGGCAACCACGGCACGGGCAGAGACAUGCUCCUGCACCCGAACGGAAAUGGACUGUCCCAGCAACAACUGGGCCAACCACCACCGCAAAUGCUACGCCAACAAUCAGCCCAGUCGAUAGGGCAACAGGUAACUCACCAACACCAACACCAACACCAACACCAGAUACCGGGACAAACCGGGACGCCGCAGACGCCGCAACAGUACCGAACUGACACGGGCAUGCCAUACCACGGGCCCACUGGAGACAUGAGUCAUGUAAACGCACAACACACACAGAUGCACUCGCCUACACCCACUUACGGCUACGCAGCAACAGACCACACCGCACCACCACCACCACCACUAGGUGAGUCCGUGGGUGUGCACACGGGCCACACACGCCCGCACUCACAGCCCAAUACGCCGUUUGCCACGGCACAGAGUGAGGGGGAGCCAUUCAACGCACACACACAAACACACGCACACUUACAACCACACGUACAGCCACACUCGCAAUUAAAGUCACACGCGCGAAGUGAGAGGGAUACGCAACCGUCUGCAACGACGCAGGAUCUUCAAGAGGCUCUGGCGGGGCUGCGGAUAUCGCAGACUGCACCACAGCCAACUUACACACGCGCACAAUACACUCUCUCGCCACAGACACACACACAGCCACAGGCACACACACAGUCACAGUCACAAACAGGGCUUGGUGGUGUUCAGCUGUUUGCCUCCAUGUUGCCUAUUGCGUGUACCGAACCUCCCAAGGACAAGUUACCCAAGGCACCGAAGGUGUCGCGCAUGAUACCUACACAGGCACGCAUGGUCAAGAAACGUGCCAGUGUGGUUGCCAUGGCACCCGCGGAGAUGCUCACGAGCGAAGCCUUUGCCAUCGCGUUGGUGACGGCUAUUCAGGACCAGUCGAGCCCAGUACUCAGUAAGUUGUAUGAGCAAUACACGGCAGAGUUUCAACGGAAUCGCGAGCGUUUAGAACCAUCUUCCCAAUAGAACAGCCGGAGAGUCAACGUCCCCAGCCCAUGGCAUGUCAGCUGGAGUGCUGGUGAACUCUAUUUACUCCUGAUAGGCUUGUGUGCGGAUAGACAGCUUGGACUUGGAAGUAUCAUACGUAUAGGUCACUCACUGCAACCGACCCAAUCUUAGUAGUAAAUAUAUAUGGUAUAUACAGGGGUAUUAUUAGUAUAUAUGGUAUAUGUGGUAUUAGAACUAUACAUAGUAUACGUGAUAAAGAACAACAUAUGACGGACCUGUUUGCGCACCCACAGGGCGCUGGUCUGACAGGGACGCCAAAAAAAACGACCGGAAAUAUUCUGAAUAAAUCAAUACAAAUCCAAAA